Messenger RNA from Acyrthosiphon pisum (pea aphid), 1340 nucleotides. RefSeq names its product solute carrier family 25 member 35-like. The transcript is spliced from 4 exons. NCBI's taxonomy places the organism in Eukaryota, Metazoa, Arthropoda, Insecta, Hemiptera, Aphididae. Bases 189 to 1121 code for a protein of 310 amino acids. The record is from RefSeq and is a predicted model, not a curated record.
CACUAAUAUGAUUUAGUAAUUUUAGUUGACGACAUUCAUGAGAGUUUAUAUUCGUCGCCGAAAAUCCUCGUACUGUUAUAUUAUUGUAUUGAUUAUACGCUUGUGAGGCAAUAUGAUGAAAUCUAAACGAACAUUUUCUAGACGUAUUCCCUGCGAGAUUUUCUAACACAAAUUAGGAAUGGCCUAAAAUGGAAUUUAUAUUGGGAGCUUUGGGUGCCAGUGGCGCUGUGUGCUUCACCAAUCCAUUGGAAGUAAUAAAAACCCGGUUUCAGCUACAAGGAGAGCUGAAAAAAGUGGGCAACUAUAAAGUCCACUAUAGAAACUUUGCUCACGCUAUUUACGUUGUGGCAAAAAACGAAGGGCCGUUGGCUCUGCAAAAGGGCCUAUUACCGUCCAUGGGACACCAAGUGUUCUUGAAUGGUACAAGAUUAGGCAUUUUCGAUUUGGCGCAAAAAAAAAACUGGAUACUUAAAAGUGAUGGCACUGUUUCGCUGAUUAAGUCCGCGCUCGUCGGAGCCGGAGCUGGCAUGUUGGGUGGUUUUUUAGGCAGUCCGCUGGGCAUGUUAAAAAUUCAUCUUCAGUCGUUUUCUGCCCAAUCAAUCGCGGUAGGUCAUCAGCACAACACCACAAGCACAAUAAACGGUCUACUGACGUUGUACCGUAAGUACGGCGUGGUCCACGGGCUGUGGCGUGGGGCCACUGGGGCCAUGGUACGUAUUGGUGUUGCGUCGGCUACGCAAUUGAGUACGAUAAGCUUACUCAACGAAGCGCUCAUCGAUCAUGGGGUAUUGACCAAGGAUCAGAAAUUCCUGAGCACUCUCAUAUGCAGCAUGCUGGGUGGAGUAUUGAUGUCAAUAGUGAUGGCACCAUUUGAUCUAGUAUCCACCAGGCUCUAUAACCAAGCUGUCGACGCCAGAGGCCGUGGUCUUCUAUAUUCAUCGUACAUGGAAUGUUUGACCAAGACUUUCAGACAAGAAGGAAUCUACGGGCUUUACAAAGGCGUCGUUCCGUGCUACCUCCGACUCGGACCCCACGUUGUUCUAAGCAUGGUGUUCUGGGACAGGUUGCGACAAUUUGAAUCGAAUGUGUCCAACCACAUUAAAGCCAUGCAGAGUCUUUGAUUUUUUUAAUUAGUUUUUAAACCAUUUGUUAUUGUGUAUUUUUAUUUGAUGUGUAAAUCGGUAAUCCUAAUGUAAUAAUAAAUUGUUAAAAUAUAUGUAUUUAUAUUAGGUAUAUAUGUAUAGGUAAAGUUCCUGAUGGUUUUGGAUUUCAAUCAAAUGCAAAAAGACCUUAUUACUCUUUCAAUAUAAUAUAUAAACUUUAUUAUGCCUAUAGGAAAA